AUGGGAGGGAUGGGAGUAGGAAUGGGUGGAGGAGGAGGAAUCGGUUCCAGAGCUGGCGAGCCCUAUCGCCUGGCCACUCAUGAGACUCCGACUUCCCCUCGACACAUGCAAUCAAGCCAGGGGCCCGGCAUGGGGCACAGCCCAGGGACGGGCCAUGGGAUGGGUCACAGUCAAGCUGGGUCUGGCAUGGGAGGCCAUGGAGGACAAAGUACUGGUCAGCACGCCUCACGUCGAAACCUCCAAGUUGACUUCAGUGGUUCGGGCGGCUCCAGGACAGGCCGUUCUCCCUCUGUGUCUCCUGACCGUGGCGUGACGCCCACCUCGCCCUACUCGGUGCCACAGAUAGCACCUAUGCCGAGCAGCAAACUGUGCCCAGUGUGCACCACCACAGAGCUGUCCAACCCACCGGCUGUACCCAAUUACAACACCUGCACCCAGUGUAAGGCCACUGUCUGUAACCAGUGUGGAUUCAACCCCAACCCACACCUCACUGAGGUCCAGGAAUGGCUGUGUCUGAAUUGUCAGAUGCAGAGAGCCCUUGGCAUUGAUAUGACCACGCCUCGCUCCAAGAGCCAACAGCAGAUUCACUCUCCGUCCCACCAAGCCAAACCCAUUGUCCAGCCUCAGCAGCCUGCACCUCAGCCAACACAGCCGGCAGCAGCAGCACAGCCCAAACCCUUGGCACAAAGUCAGCCCACCCAACAGCAGCGGCAGCAGCAGCAGCAGCCUCAGUCUCAGCCCUACGGUCAGACUCAACCCUACUCCCAGUCCCAGCCUUACCCCCAGACCCAGCCACAGUCCCAGCCCCAGCAGUAUCCCCAAUCUCAUCCCCAGCAGUACCCUGCGUCCAAGCCAGGGCCCCAGACUCAGCCUCAUACCUCCCCAGGCUUGCAGAGACACCCUGGACCUGGCGGCCCCCAGCCUCAGACAGGGUCCUUUCAGCAGGGCAUGAGGUCUGACCCAUACUCGCAGGUAGGCCCCGGAGCCCCAGGAGCCGCUGGAGGUCCUAAUCAGCCUGGGGGUCCACGGAUUCCUCACCCUGGUGCUGUGCCCCUCCCUGGCUUGACCAAGGCUCCCUCCCAGCCCGAUUUGGGUCGCGGUUCUCCAAUGCACCAGUCUAUGGCACGGCACCAUGACCAAACCAGAAGCGCCGGCUCCUCCCCAGCCCACAAACCUCAGGUUCAGGCCCCUCCUGCCCAGGACGGUCUGACCAAACUGUUUGGCUUUGGGGCAUCGCUGCUCAAUCAGGCCAGUACCCUGAUAAAUGUUGACCCUCUACCCACCGCCUCCACCCAGCCAAGCCCUGCACGAGGCAAGGUGGUGUUCAGUAAUGCAUCUCCUGACAACAGGCAGCAACAACAAGGGGCCCCUGGCACCAAACCAUUUGGUAUGGGGGGCCCUCAUGCUCCAACUCAGAUGGGUGGUCCUCACACGCCAAGCCAAAUGGGUGGUCCUCACGCGCCGACCCAAAUGGGAGGCCCUUUUCCACCAAGCCAAAUGGGGGGUCCUCAAAUGCAGAGCCAAACCGGAGGUCCUUAUCCACCAAGCCAAAUGGGGGGUCCUCAUGCACCAAGCCAAAUGGGAGGUCCCCAAAUGGGUGGACCGCAAACACCAUCCCAGAAGCAACAGACCAUGCCCCAUCAACCAGGAAUGCCGCAACAGCAGUCACCUGCUCAUCAUCAAAAAGGGCCACAAGGACAACAGCAAACACCUGCUCAUCUGCAGAAAGCGCCGCAAAAGCAGGAGCCCGUGGUGGCCCCUGUGCCUGCUCCAGAGCCUGCAAAGCCUAAAGUGAACUGUCCUCUUUGCAAAACGGGGCUGAACAUCGGCAGCUCCGACCCGCCCAACUACAACACCUGUACGCAGUGUCACAGCCAAGUGUGUAACCUGUGUGGCUUCAACCCCACGCCACAUCUGGUGGAGAAAAAAGAGUGGUUAUGUCUCAACUGCCAGACCCAGCGGCUGAUGUCUGGAGGCGGUCUAGACGAACCUCCACUUCCUGUUCCUCAUUCAUCUCCCAAGCACCAGCCAAUGGGCUCGCCCCGUCACCAGGUGCCAACCAGUCAGCAGAGCCCUCUCCACAAACCCACCAGUCAGCAGGGGCCCAGGCCAGGACAGCCACAAAUGCAGAAAGGGCAGGCAGGAACUGGGGGCAGCGCACCAUUUGCACCCACUGCUGCCAAACAACCGACUGACACCAAGACCACAACACCAGCUAUGCCACCAGUAUCAACCACAGACACCCAGAAACCUACAAAACCCACAGAGGAGAAGCCCAAAAUUGAGCCUGAGAACCAAACUGCCAAAGACACCAAACCAUCCCAGAAGAAAGGAGAGCAGAUCACACCAAUCAAGGAAAUCAAGAAGUCCAGGCACUAUGAUGAUACAAAAAACAGCACCCAUGACUUGUCACGCAGCCCACAGAGCCUCAGUGACACCGGUUACUCCUCUGAUGGCAUCUCCAGCUCCCACAGUGAAAUAACAGGUCUUAUCCAAGAAGAGGAGAUGAAGCUGAGUGAGAGGGGGAUCAGUGGGCGAGGUUCCCCACCAAGCCCGUCUGAAAUCACCAAACUAGAGAGCUCUAUGAGGCCUUUGCUGGAGAAGAGCCUCUCUGAAGAGAAGCCGGACAGAAGGGGAAGGAAGCACAGAGACAGAGACUUGGAUGACAGAGGAAAGCAGCGCCCACGCUCCCUGUCAAUCCCACCGGAUGCAUAUGACUCUGACGAGGAACUAGAGGAUAUACUGGAGGAGGAAGAGGAUGCAGGAGACUGGGAGGGUAAACGGAAGGACGGAAAGGAGGAAAAGAAGGAGAAGAAAAAGAAAGAAAAAGAGGCUGAGCCCACCGAGAUGACAGAUGAGGAAUUCAUGAGGAGACAAAUAAUGGAGAUGAGUGCUGAUGAAGAAAAUGAGGAGGAAGAAGAGGAGGAGGAGGAAGAGGAAAUGGAGGAAGAGGAAGACGAGGAAGACGAAGGAUAUGGCUACCAGAAACCCAAGAAAAGCCACCAUAAACAUAUCAUCUCUGACUCAGGUAAAGAGAAAAGACGUCUUCAGCACCACUCCAGCAGUUUUGAGGAGGAAACUAAGAGCUCUACCGACGUCUAUAAAGGCUCAGUGGAGGAGGGUGAGGAAGAUCUAAUGGCAUCUCAAGGAGGCUUACGGCGCUUUAAAACCAUUGAACUCAAUAACACCAAUAGCUACAGCCGAGACAUGGAGCUGGGCAAUGAAAAUGACUUGAGCCUUGAUCGAGAACCAGAGCUAGAGAUGGAGAGCCUGACAGGAUCUCCAGAGGAGCGUUCUCGAGGUGACUACUCCUCCACUCUGCCAGCCACUUCAUCCUCUUACGGCUCUGGCCAGUCGCCUACUUCCAUCUCAUCAAUGGAGGAGGACAGUGACAGUAGCCCCAGCAGGAGGCAAAGGCUAGAAGAGGCCAAGCAGCAGAGGAAAGCACGCCACCGCUCCCAUGGCCCUCUCCUUCCCACCAUUGAAGACUCUUCUGAGGAGGAUGAGCUGAGAGAGGAAGAAGAACUUUUGAGAGAGCAGGAGAAGAUGAGGGAGGUGGAACAACAGAGAAUAAGGAGCACAGCACGAAAGACCAAGAGGGAUAAGGAGGAGCUGAGGGCUCAGAGGCGCAGAGAGAGGUCCAAGACACCACCAAGUAAUCUCUCACCCAUUGAAGAUGCUUCUCCAACAGAGGAGCUGAGACAAGCUGCCGAGAUGGAGGAGCUUCAUCGUUCCUCUGCUUCUGAAUACUCCCCUCAGAGUCUUGACUCAGAGGCUGAAGGAUACGAGUCCAAACUUUACAAGUCAGGCAGCGAAUACAACCUGCCUACCUUUAUGUCUCUCUACUCACCAAUAGAGAAAUCAUCAACUACAACUACAACCACAGCACCAUCUUCAACUUCCAAACCAUUAAAGAGUGCUGAGGAGGUUUAUGAGGAGAUGAUGAGGAAGGCAGAGAUGCUUCAGAAACAACAAAAACAACAACAGCAGCAGCAACAUGGAAGACAUGGGCAGUACUACGAAGAGGAUGUCAAUGGGCAAGGUUAUGACGACGAAUAUGAAUAUGAUGAUCAAACAGGAUAUGACAAUGAGGCGGCAGAGACAGAAACGGAUAUUUAUGAAGAGAUCCGACAAACAUCUCAGAACAUCACCAAAAUGCAGCAGGCCACAGAUGAGCAAGUAGAGAUUGAGAUUGAGAGUUCCUACCCCGACAAACAGCUCCUAGACACAGGCUCAGCCUUUGCUAAGCUACUGGAGCAAAGCAAUGCUCUACUAACUCCAGGGACCAGCCCCACACAGAUCUCAGCUCCUGUCUCCUUUGCCGAGACUGGAGGGCGGAUUCCUGAUGUUCGAGUAACACAACACUUCUCUGCAAAGGAUGGACACAAAGACAGGAUCAAAAGCCAAGCAGGAAAGAAUGGAAUAACUCCAACAGUGGCUGCCACCACAAUUGCAGCAUAUGGAGUUUAUGCCAGAGAUGCGGUGACUAUUUCUCAGACUAGUUCAAGUCACACCAUGACAUCUACUCAGUCUGGAGUAUAUGGUCGUCACACAUCAAGUCCUGCCACAUCUUCAGCUACAGUGUCAAGUGUAUGCAGCAAGAUUGCAGAGAUUACCCAGGCCUACAGUCAAAGAGAAGUGAUCACAAGAAGGAUAGGUGAGAGCAGGGGAGUCCAUGUGCGAGACAGCUCAACAUCUUCCACUGAGAGAAUUAUUGAGCCACGUUCUCCCAAGUAUACUACUUAUUACAGGAGCACCAGUCCUCCUCUUUCUCCAUCGCCACCACCACAGAGCCCCACUCGUUCACCUUCCAGAAGGAAUACAGCUGAGUUCUCUACACAGACUUUCAGUUCAGCCUUACGAAUGUCAGAGUCAGCAGGCUCUGGGCCUACAUCUCCAGUGACGGCUCAGGGAACCCAAACAGCACAUCGAUCCGUUUCCCCACGGCUCUAUCGUCAGCAGUCUUCCCAGGAUGCACCAUACUCCCCACCUGCAAGCCCAGCUAGGCCUACGACAGUCAAUACUGCUACUUCUCCCUUGUCUUCACCUACCCGAUUUAGCCGCCAGUCAACAUUUGAUAAUUACUCCCCAUGUGGAAGCCCUCCAGACACGCCACCUUACCAACAGUCUCCUACACGAAGCUUCUACCGAACACAAAGAGUGGAGAAAGUAAAUGUGGGAACAAGUAUGGUCACCACAGCCAGCAUGUACACCAGAGGGUCCAUGUCAAUGGACAAUAUCUCCCUUUGUCGAAUAUCUACAGUCCCAGGAACUUCUAGGGUAGAGCAAGGCCAUAUGAUCCAAGGUGGAAGUGUUGUGGAUCUCAGAACAGCCACCAAGCCAACUCCUAUUAUAAUGACUGACCAGGGAAUGGAUCUCACCUCCUUGGCCACUGAAAGCAGGAAAUACCAUGGUGGACCAGAGGGUAGCAGACAUUCAACGAUUGUUCAGCCAUUGAUUAUGAACUUGAACACACAGGAGAUCACCACACCAACCACUGUAAGUGUCACUGUGGCUGCUUCCAUGUUCAUGACCCAGCCCAAACAGCCAACAGUCUAUGGUGAUCCCCAUCAAAACCGAGUGGAUUUAGGUCAGGGCAUGGGUUCGGCAGUGUGCCUUUCUCAGAACAAACCAAUUUCCCCUCCAAUUGACCCAGCAAUACCAAAAAUUGAUGCCAAACUGGAAGACCUUAGUAUCCAACAGAAAGAGCUACAAAUACAGCAAGAGAAGCUGCAGAAGCAACAACAACUCCUUGAACAGCAGUUGCAGCAGCACCAUCAGAUGCAACAGCAGCAGCAACAGGCAUCUGCUUUGGCCAGGUACAACCUUACUGGACAGAUCUCACCUUUGCUGAAAAAAGACUUGCUAGUCAGUCAGACUAGUGCUGCCUCAGCUGUGGUCAGUGCUGUAUCACCAGUCAUUAACCCUGAGUUGUAUGGCACUGGUCCGGUAGAGCUGAAAGGGAAGCUCAGUCCUCCUGGUAUGAUAUCAGGAGGUAAAUCACCUCAUAGCAUGGUAGUACAAAUUGAUGGAGGACCAGAGCAAGCCAGGGCAGUGACUCAGUUGGUGAAGGUUGAAGAAGGACAGGAUGCUAUGGAUCUGACUGGAGGCCAAAUUAAAUCUGACAACCAACCAGCUUGCUGUGACGUUGUUUAUCGGCUUCCAUUUGGUGGAAGCUGUGUUGGUGGUGAGAAAGAGGGAAUCAGGCCUCCAUCUGCCCCACCUCUCACCUAUGAAUCUGACCAAGAAAGACAACCUGGAGGGUACCAUGAAUAUUCAGUGGAUGAACGUAAGGCCUACACAUUACCUUUCCCAGGUAGGCUGCAGCCUUCAAUGUCUGAUACAAACUUAGCUGAAGCUGGGCUACAGUCCUACCGCUCUAAACUAGAACCACACAUCCAACCGUCAGGAGAACUUGCUAUGGAUCUUACUGCUAUGAAACAGGGUUAUGGAGGGUAUAUUGGAAUGCAGUAUGGCUCCUAUACAGAUUUACGGCAUGGAGGAGACAUCACGGCACAAACUUUGCCUAUCAGGAGAUAUAAUUCCUUGUCUAACAUCAGUUCAGACUAUGGCUACUCUGCUCGUGACAUUGCUGGCUUCCAAGAAGCUAACUUGGCUCAAUACAGUGCUACAACUGCCAGGGAGAUCAGUCGGAUGUGUGCAGCACUCAAUUCCAUGGAUCGAUAUGGAAGCAACCCAGACUUGAUGCAGUUUGGUAGUUUGGGGAGAGCAACCGGACCUGCAGCCUCCAGACUUGCAGCAGGUCUCAGCAUGAGACAAAACCUCCUCUUUGGACUAGAUGGGAAGCCGAUUUCCCACAGUCAAGCUCUAACCAACCUUAUCAAUGCCAGGCAGGCCAGCCUCAGAGCCAUGUACCCUGCUGCUAUUAGGUCCUCUGAUGGGAUGAUCUACUCCACUAUUCAGACUCCUAUCGCUUCUACACUUCCCAUCACAACUCAGCCUGCCUCUGUUCUUCGUCCAUUACUGAGGGGGGUCUACAGGCCAUAUCCCUCUGCUAACAUGACACCUGUGCCCCUGUCCAGUCUUAGCAGACUACCAAUGAGCCCCAGAAUACCCUUCACUGGACAAGCUCCAGUCCGUUACCCAGCACCAGGCCUACUCCAGACAACAUCAACUACUGCCACAACUGCUGGUGCUGCAACAAGUUCCGCACCAGCAGGUGCCCCAGUGUCUAUUCCCAUGACAACUACUAGUUCCACGGUCCAGGAUGAACCAGUUUACCUCGGUAAAGGUGCAUCCUCUUCAGCAGAGGUCACCUCAGUGCAAGGGACAGUUGUUAUGCCAAUGGAGCCACAGCAGCAGCCAAUAAACCUGUCCCAGGCCCACCUUAACACUCAACAACAGCAACAACAACAACAGCAACAAGUGACAACUGCUCAACAGCCACAACAGCCUCCUCCAGCUGCCCAUGCAUACCCACCCUCAGCUCCUUCACACACUCACGGCUACACCCAACCUCCACUCGGCCCUGCUGCCCCUACAAGUGGUUUACCCAUUGCAGGGGGUCUUCCUCCCUUCCCUCCACCAGGUGCCAUACACAAGGAGGGUGAAACCGAGGCAGAGAGGCUGCAUCGGCAGCAGGAGCAGCUUCUGCAGAUGGAGAGGGAGCGGGUUGAGCUGGAAAAACUCCGGCAACUGCGCCUGCAGGAAGAGCUGGAACGAGAAAGGAUUGAGCUGAAGCUGCACAGGGAGAAGGAGCAGAUGCUGGUGCAGAGAGAGUUACAUGAGCUGCAGAACAUCAAGGAACAGGUUCUUCAGCAGCAGCAACACGAACGCGAGAAACAACUAGUUCUCCAAAGAGAGCAGUUGGCCCAGCAGAAGUCCCAGCUAGACCAGAUCCAGUCCUUACAGCAGCAGCUCCAGCAGCAGCUUGUAGAGCAGAAGAGACAAAAAACAGCUGCAGCUCAGAGCAUACAGAUGGAUAUGAGCGGACAACCCCUGCACCCCUACAACGACUCUCAGAUGAGCUCGCGUUCCCUCCCUAACUCCUCGUCAGAGAUGUGUCUGCGGAGCCAGGAGGAGCACAUGAUGGAGACCAGGAGCAACAUCAGGAAACACAGCUCCAUGACUAGGCUGAGCAGGGACAGCUUGGACGGAGACAGCGUGGUGUUUUAUGGCUCCCCCCGCAGGAUCGUGGACAGCUGUGUGCAGACAGAUGAUGAAGACGGAGAGGAGAGAUACAUGAUGCGUCACCGUACCAGAAGGCGUGGUCGCAGUGUUGACUGCUCUGUCCAGACAGAUGAUGAUGAGGACAAAGCUGAGACGGAGCACCCGGUCCGCCGAAGACGUUCCCGUUUCUCCCGGCAUGCUGAAUCCAGUGCCACCACUGGCAGCAGUGCCACUUCGUCAACCACAGCCACUGACACCAAGACCGACACUUCUAAGAUGGUAUCCUCCAGUAUCGCCAUCCAGACCAUCAGGGAAAUGUCCUGCCAGACAGAAGUGGAGCAUCUAGGUAGAGUCUCACCUGCAAUCCAUGUGACAGUACCAGACCCGAACAAAGUAGAGAUUGUUCACUACAUCUCCGGACCUGAGCGCACCCAGAAAGGACAGUCUCUGGCAUGCCAGACUGACCCAGAAGCCCAGUCACAGGGUGUUGUAGCCCCUCAGCUCAGUGUGCCAACCACGGUUAGUCCAUAUUCUUCCUCCACCAGUACGGGAACGCAACAAUCUGGUUCUGUCGAUCUCUUGACCCAGCAGCGCCAACAGCAGCACAUUGCAGCCAACGCAGCCAAAUUUGAACGCCGCCGCCCCGACCCACUCGACAUAAAUUACCAGCCUCACAAUCAUCUUCACAAUGAAUCCAUCUCCAGCAUCAUCCGGCAGCAGCAGACAGCCCCCAAAUCCCCACAAGUCCUCUAUUCCCCUGUCUCUCCGGUGUCCCCUCACCGCCUGCUGGAGACAUCUCUGUCCAGCGAGAGACUGAACAAAGCCCAUGUCACACCUCAACAAAAGUCCUACACAGCCGAGUCCCCCCAGAGACACCCGUCUGUGCCCCGACCCAUCAAGAGCACCCAGAGGUCCAUGUCAGACCCCAAGCCCCUCAGCCCCACCACAGAUGAGCACACCAAGGCCAGGCUGUCCCUCUACCAGCAGCAAGCUCUCCAGAGCCAGCUGGCAGCCCUACAGCAGAGCUCACUGCUUCGUAAGGUCAAGCGAACCCUGCCCAGCCCUCCUCCAGACGAGACCACUGCAUCAGCUCACUUGCCCAUGAUGGCACCUGCCCUUCAACAGGUCUACCUGCCCUCCGUGCCCAGCCUCAAGCCCAGCUCCAGGUCUGGUCUGGCUGCCAAAGCUAGCCUCCUCAAAGACCUCACCCACGAGCUGAAGGCCGUGGAACAAGAGUCAACCAAGCUGAGAAAGCAGCAAGCUGAACUGGAGGAGGAAGAGAAAGAAAUUGAUGCUAAACUGAGAUAUCUAGAACUGGGGAUUCACCAAAGGAAAGAGACACUGGUCAAGGAACGGGAGAGGAGGGAUAUUGCCUACCUGAGGUGUAUGGGGGACACUAGGGACUACAUGUCUGACAGUGAGUUGAAUAACCUACGUUUAGCAGCUGCAGCUGCAUCUCAUGAGACCAAUGGGUUAUUGUCAACGAGGCCAAGCACUGCCCCUUUGAGCCAGUUCACCAGCGACCUCAACACAGCAGCGCAAUAUCCACCCACCUCAUCCUUCCUUUCCUGUCAGUACCCCCAGAGCCAACAGGCAGCACCAAGUCAGCAAUCCAGUGUGCCAUACCAGACCUCGACAUUCAACCAGCCUCCCUACCCAACAGUGUCUCAGUCCCAGGCACUGCCACAGCCCACGCCCCUCCAGAGCCAUGUCCCCCCUCCAGGACCUUCUUACCAGUCUCAAUCCUCCUACCCUUCCCACACCUAUCCCCAAACUCAGCCCCCAUACCCCCAGACAGACAUGGGGAUACCAGCUGCACCUCAGCCCCAGCCAGGGCAUACAGGUUUUGGGCCUGCACCACCCGGUCAGCCCCCAUACCCCACCCACAGCUCACCCUAUCCCAGCGCUGUGUCCUCCUACCCCAGCCAGACCACCCCUUACCCUGGGCAGCCCCAAGCUGAUAUCCUGACAGUCCACCCGGGAAGACCAAGGCAGACUUCACUGGCCGAUCUGGAGCACAAGAUGCCCACCAACUACGAGACAAUCAGCAACCCCACAGUCGUGGUCACCACCACAGCCCAGGAUGCUACUUAUUCCAGUGCAGCCCCCUCUUAUGGUCAGUACACUGGAUCGACAACCAUGGCCAGCUCAUAUGGGCCCUAUGGUUCAGCACCAGUGUCCAGCAGCUACGGUGGGUACUCUACCAUGCCACCCAGUACUUAUGGCCAGUAUACUUCAACCUCAGCUAGUUCAUAUGGCCAGUAUACAACAACCACUGCUAAUACUUAUGGCUACACCACCACCACAGCCAGCUCUUAUGGACAGUACACUUCUACAGUUUCCAAUGCCUAUGGGCACUCUGUAGAUAGUCCCUCCACGUAUAGCACUGCAGAUGGGAUGUAUGGGGCUCCUGGCUUAGAGCAGAACAUCCCUAGAAACUACAUGAUGAUUGACGACGUAAGCGAGCUGACGGCAAAAGACGGGCUGGGCACGACGACAGGGGACAUGAUGCAUCAUGGGCGUUACCCGGGCGACAUCCAUGGCCACGGCAGCACCAUUGGCGGCACAACGCGUGGGGGAACUGGCAGCUCUUCGUACGGCAGGGCACCUGAAGAGGAAGCAGCGAUGCAGGAAGAGCUGUACGACCACCACGGCAGGGCCUACCAUCUGGGCCAAGAAGAAACUGACUGGUUUGAGAAGCCACGCUCCAGUUCUCGACACUACGGCAGUAGCCACUCAUCUGGGAGGAGCAGGCACGGUGUCAAACACACCUACCACGAUUACGAUGAGCCUCCUGAGGAGGACCUGUGGCCCCAAGAUGAGUAUGGUCAUGGAGGGCGGCACUCUUCAUCCCGUGACCAUCGGCAUCAUGGCAGCUCAAGCAGACACUCAUCCGCAUCACGUCAUUCCGAUGAGCCAAGGUCCGCAAGGUCAUCCAAGGGGCACCCCAAAGACCCGUCAAUGCGCCAUGACCCGGCGGGACGAUCCUCAUCUUCAGGAAGGCGGGGCGAGUCAAGGUCCGGGUACCACUCUUCAGACUACUCCCGAGAUCCAUCUGGGCACCAUCAUGGACAGCGCUCCUCUAGACAGGGGGACCCACACCGUUCCUCACGCAGCAAGUCCCAGCAGCCAGGGGACAUGCAGGGCCAACCACCAGGCUCCUCUAGGUCCGGCAGUGGCUCUGGCCGGGCUCAGGGCCCUGCCGGCGGGCCUACAGGAUCAGGGCGACAAGGCGGUCCAGGCUCCCAGACAGACGGGGCUCCAGGACAAAGGACACAGCUCCAACAACAAGCCCAGACAUCAGCGGCCAGGCCAGGGCAGCCCGGUGCGGCGUUGACCACUGGCCCUCAGCAGCAGCCCCCAGCCCAGGGACAAGGCAUGGGGAUGGGAAUGGGAAUGGGGCAGGGCCAGGCCCAGGCCAAGCCAGGGCAGAUGGGACCAGCAGGUGGACCCAUGGGACAGGCCAGGCAGACAGGUCCGGCAGGAACCGCGCCAGCUACCAUGCAGACCAAGAUCGACACGCCUCCAGUAACAGCUAUUGGAGCAAAGGCAGCGCCCGUCAUGGCCAACAAAGCUGCCCAGCCCCCACUCACAGGCAUAGGCUCCAAGGCAGCGCCCAGGCCAGGAGGUAUUGGCAGUGCAGCUGCAGGUCAGCCUGGCAUGGAGGGAGACAGCAUGUUGUCCAAGAUCCUCCCUGGAUCCGCCGCUGAGCAGGCUGGCAAACUCGGAGAAGCUAUCUCCGGUUUUGGCAAGAAGUUCACCUCUUUCUUCUGAGGUGCUAAGAUUAAGGACUAUGUAAAUGUGAAAUGACGAAGUCACGAGGCCCUGUACCAGAAAAACCUGCGAAGUUUCUCCUGUUUUUCUUUUACUCAAAGAGAGGCAGAAAGGAGAG
This is a messenger RNA of Plectropomus leopardus (leopard coralgrouper), 12022 nucleotides long. NCBI's taxonomy places the organism in Eukaryota, Metazoa, Chordata, Actinopteri, Perciformes, Serranidae. The record is from RefSeq and is a predicted model, not a curated record.